Messenger RNA from Podarcis raffonei (Aeolian wall lizard), 6827 nucleotides. It is a transcript of the gene UBE2O, whose product is annotated as ubiquitin conjugating enzyme E2 O. Lineage: Eukaryota; Metazoa; Chordata; Lepidosauria; Squamata; Lacertidae. The transcript is spliced from 19 exons. The record is from RefSeq and is a predicted model, not a curated record. Bases 195 to 4184 code for a protein of 1329 amino acids.
GCCGAACGGUGACUGCGCUGUGUGGGCCAAGCGGCCGCCGUUGCUGCUGCUGCUGCCGCCGCCAUCCCUUCCUCUUCCUCCUCCUCCUCCUCUUCCCUCCUCCUCCUCGUUUCUUCUUCUCCUUCUCCUCCUCCUCCUUCCCUCCUUCUCCCCCUCCCUUCCUUCUCCCCGCCUCAGCCGGCCAAGCCACCACCAUGGCGGAGCCGCCUGCUCCCGCUGCCCCGCCGGCAGCCCCGGCCACGGCCGCCCUCCCCGCCGCCGGCUCCCAGAGGCUGCUCUUCACCCACGACCUGGUGUCCGGCCGCUACCGGGGUUCGGUGCGCUUCGGCCUCAUCCGCGUCAUGCACGGCGAGGACUCCGACUCCGAGGACGACGACGGGGGGCGAGGCCCCGGAGCAGGAGGAGGCGGCGGAGGGAGCAGUGGCGGCGGCGGCCCCGGGGGAGGCGGAGCGGGCAGCUCGGGGGGCUCCGAGUCCGGGGGCCCCUGCGGCGGGGAGGAGAGCCGAGGAAGCCCCCUCCGCCGCGGCUACGUGCGCGUCCAGUGGUACCCGGAGGGCAUUAAGCAGCACGUCAAGGAGACCAAGCUGAAGCUUGAAGACCGGUCAGUGGUACCUCGGGAUGUUGUCAGGCACAUGGGCUCACGGGACAGCCAGUGUGGAACAGUAAUUGAUGUUAAUAUAGAGUGUGCCGUAAAACUGGUGGGGACCAACUGUAUUCUUUAUCCGGUCAACAGCAAAGAUCUUCAGAAUAUCUGGCCUUUCAUGUACGGUGACUGCAUUGCCUAUGACUGGUGGCUUGGAAAAGUGUAUGAUUUAAAGAACCAAAUCAUCCUGAAGCUCUCUAAUGGUGCCAGGUGUUCUAUGAGCACAGAGGAUGCAGCAAAGCUCUAUGAUGUCUGUCCACAUGUCAGCGACUCAGGCCUCUUCUUCGAUGAUUCAUAUGGCUUUUACCCCGGGCAAGUUCUCAUUGGCCCAUCAAAAGUCUUCUCGAAUGUGCAGUGGCUUUCAGGAGUGAAACCUGUUCUUAGCACGAAGAGCAAGUUCAGAGUGGUGGUGGAAGAGGUGCAGGUGGUGGAGUUGAAAGUGACUUGGAUCACUAAAAGUUUCUGUCCUGGAGGUACAGAUAGUAUAAGUCCCCCACCGUCUUUAAUCACCCAAGAGAACUUGUCUAGGGUAAAGCGCCUGGGGUGCUUUGACCAUGCUGAGCGGCAACUUGGAGAAAGGUGUCUCUAUGUGUUUCCUGAGAAAGUGGAGCCGGCAAAAAUCACAUGUGAGUGCCCAGAGAGAAACUGUGUUCUGGGAGAAGGAUCUGUUGCCAAAAAGAUGGCCUGUCCUUGUUUCGUAUCCAACGUAAAGCCUGAAAAGGUGAGGAGAUUGUUGAAGAAGCAGAUAGUGAAGAUCAUGUCGAUAUCCCCAGACUCACAGGGUGCCCUUGACCUCCCUGAAGCAGAAUCUGCUGCAGCAGGUGACCAACCAUCUGAAGAACCUAAAGCCAGCUUAAAAUGUGAACUAGAGGACUCUGCCCAUGAUGCUGUAAGCUUACAAGAAGUAAAGGAAGAGCACCUUGAUGGAACGGGAAAAGGCGUCCCUUGCGAAGCAGCUGGGCUGCAGUUGCAACCCCCAUUUGUUCUGAAACGGAAUGAUGGCUCCUCCGACUACAAGCUCCAGUCAAUAGAACAGGAUGCUGACGACGAAGCAGCAGAUGACACAGAUGACACCAGCUCUGUGACCUCUUCUGCCAGCUCCACAGCCUCUUCCCAAAGCGGCAGUGGCACAGGGCGCAAGAAGAGUAUCCCACUCUCCAUCAAAAACCUCAAGAGGAAGCAUAAGAAGAAGAAAACCAAGGUUUCCCGUGAGUUUAAGCCAGGCGACAGGGUUGCUGUGGAAGUGGUGACCACGAUGACUUCAGCUGAUGUGAUGUGGCAGGAUGGCACAGUGGAGAAAACCAUUCGUUCCAAUGAGCUGUUUCCUGUCCAUCACUUGGACAACAACGAGUUUUGCCCUGGGGAUUUUGUGGUGGACAAGAGAGCACAGGGUUCUCAGGAUCCUGGGAUGUAUGGAGUGGUGCAGUCAGGUGACCAUGUUGGCCGCACCUGUGUGGUGAAAUGGUUCAAGUUGAGGCCUAGUGGAGAUGAUGUUGAGCUGAUUGGGGAGGAGGAGGAUGUCAGUGUGUAUGACAUCGCUGAUCACCCAGACUUCCGCUUCCGCACGACUGAUUUUGUGAUCCGUAUUGGCAAUGCGGAGGAUGGUGCUUCAGUUGGUGAAAAUGAGCCCUCUGUGGGUCAGGUGGCCCGUGUGGAUUUCAGCAGCAAAGUGGAAGUUGUGUGGGCUGAUAACUCCAGGACAAUCGUUCUGCCACAGCAUUUGUAUAACAUAGAAUCUGAGAUGGAUGAAGAAACAGACCUUGAUUCCAUAGAUGGCAGCACGAGUGGCGCCUCCUCAGAUGAGUGGGAAGAUGAGAGUGACAGCUGGGAGACGGACAACGGCCUCAUGGAAGAUGACCACUCCAAAGCAGAGGAAGCUGAGCCUGAGGAGCCACCUGUGGAAGAGGUGAAAAAGGUGGAGGAGCAAGUUCAAGGUGCUGUGGCAAUGGCAGUGGCCGACUUGGCAGCUGAUAAAUCAGGCAAGGAAGGGACCCCCAAGAGCUUCCGAGAGUUGAAGGAGGCCAUCAAGAUCUUGGAGAGCCUGAAGAACAUGACCGUUGAGCAGCUGUUGACAGGCUACCCGACUUCUCCGACGGUCGAACCCGAGAAGCCCACCCGCGAGAAGAAGUUCCUGGACGAUAUCAAGAAGCUGCAGGAGAAUCUGAAGAAGACCCUGGACAACGUAGCGAUUGUGGAAGAAGAAAAGAUGGAGGCCAUGGCAGAGGCAGAAAAGAAGGAAGAGAGAGAGGCGCAGACGCAGACCCCAGUGACGUCAGAGUGGCCUAGCGAGACUCCUGUGCUUUGCCAGCAGAAUGGAGGCAAGCCUGGCGUUACAUUCACCAGUGCCAAGGGGGAAGUCUUCUCUGUACUGGAGUGUGCCCCAGAUAGCCAUGCCUUUAAGAAAAUGGAAUUCCAGCCUCCAGAAGCCAAGAAGUUUUUCAGCACAGUGAGGAAAGAAAUGGCCCUGCUAGCAACCUCGUUGCCAGAUGGUAUCAUGGUCAAAACCUUUGAAGACAGAAUGGAUCUCUUUUCGGCACUCGUCAAAGGACCUACACGCACACCAUAUGAGGAUGGCCUCUUUUUAUUUGACAUCCAGCUUCCCAACAUCUACCCGGCUGUCCCCCCUCUUUUCCGUUACCUCUCCCAGUGCAGUGGGAGGCUGAACCCCAACUUGUAUGACAAUGGAAAAGUCUGCGUAAGCCUUUUGGGGACCUGGAUAGGCAAGGGCACAGAGAGGUGGACCAGUAAAUCCAGCCUUCUCCAAGUACUCAUCUCAAUCCAAGGGCUUAUCCUAGUCAACGAGCCUUAUUACAAUGAGGCUGGCUUUGACAGUGACCGCGGUUUGCAAGAGGGCUACGAAAACAGCCGCUGCUACAACGAGAUGGCUCUGAUCCGGGUCGUUCAGUCGAUGAUGCAGCUGCUGCGCAAGCCGGUGGAAGUCUUUGAGCAGGAGAUCUUCGAGCACUUCUGCUGCAACGGUUGGCGCCUGGUCCACCGCAUCGAGUCCUGGGUGGAGACCAACGAGCUGGUGGAAAGGAGUCAUGACCACAUCAGCCUGGGAGAGCCUUCCUUUGUGCAUUCAGCCUGCGGUGUUUUGGCAGAGAGCCCUCUAGAUGGCAUGGGGCCUCUGGGAGAGCUAGAGUUAGGGGCUGCUGCCGCCGCCGCCGCAGUUAGCCAGUUGCCUGACGGCAAGGAGGAGCUGGAAGACUCUGGUUGCGCGAUGUCAACGCUUGCUGCCAGCGACGCCCAUCAAUAUUCGGACUCGGAGAGCAUGGGCCAGGCCAGGGCAACGCACUUUGCCAGAGACCCAACGGAGGAGGGUAAAGCUGCCCAAGACUCUGCUGCUCAGCCUAGUGUGAAACCAAAGAAAAGGAGAAAGAGCUACAGGAGCUUUCUUCCGGAGAGGAGCGGCUACCCCGACAUCGGCUUCCCCCUCUUCCCACUGUCCAAGGGGUUUAUAAAGAGCAUCCGCGGAGUCUUGCAGCAGUACCGGGCUGCCUUAGUAGAGGCCAACAUCCCAGAGUGGACAGAAGACAAAUGAAACAUCAGGUUAGGGGCAGACAGACGCACAGAAAAGGAGGGGAAGCCAGGAGGAAGCAGCUAGCAACCGUUGUUAACAAUAAAUAGACUCUCAGUGCGCUCAUUCCUCCUCGGCUUGGUUUGUUAUAGAGAAAGCAGAAGCUUCCAUAACUCAUUUUAGGCUCUCUCUCUUUCCCCCCUCCCACAUUCCAGGUGCCCAGGAUGGCUGAGCAACUCUGCACAGCGACAUACACAUGCACACACCCACACCAUGCUCCUGUUUCCAGGUUGUUCCUGAGAGAAUAGGAGCUGUGACCUUUCCAUGCCGGAUCUUGUGCGAAGCUGGCGUUGGAUCUUCUCAACUCCUAUUGGUGCAAAGGCACUCCCUCUUCCCUGGGUGAUCCUCUUGGGUGCUAUGGGUGAUCUUGAUGGUCGAGAAGGCUUUUGAUUUAAGCCUGGGGAGAGCCUUGUUUUUAUAUCUUGUGAGGAAGAUGCAGUGCUGUGGUUUUAUAUCUUGUGAGGAAGAUGCAGUGCUCCUCUCUACCUUCAGACAUAAUGUCACUAAAGCCGGUCAGUUAGAAAGCCCUGAAUAGCCCACAUUUUCAGCUCUGUGCCAGUCCUGAGCGCUUUCGUGAUUUGGUUCGCUGCUGUGAGCUGAGGAGAUAAAUACCCCGGAAAUUGGUGUAGGCUUGGACUUUUGCUGCAAGAGAGCCACAAAGUGGUGAAUAUAAGGCGUUUGUUUUUGCUUGACUGUAUGGCCACUUUGAGACAGAAGUGCUAGGUGAGCUGUCCUUGAUGUGGUCCACACUCAGCACCUCCUCUCUGGCUUUCUGAGGAUUACCUGCUGUCUUAUUUAAAAUGUACAAUUUCUUCCGAACAGCAUAUCUCUUUCCACUUUGCCUUGAGAGGGGAAUAGUGCAUAUAGCGUAGCCUGCUACUCUCCUGGAUACAUGAACACUCUGCUACCAACUCAACUCUGUACACCGAGGUACCUCAGGAUGGCGCUGGAACAAUUGCAUGGUGCAGCCCACAUUUUCCGAUUUCGCCUUUCACUUAGGUGUUUGCAAAGUGGCAGCUCUGCCCGACAUUGUAUCUCCAUGGACUUACACCAACCUUAUAGCAACAAACCUCCACGCUAAUAUAGACAAUGGGUUUCCCUAGUCCAGCAUCCUUAAGUUACAAUUGCAGCCUUUAUUGUGAGUCACUGUUAUUUCCUAUCCCCUGAUCCUAGGCUGUGUGCAACCACCACCGCCACCUCCCUGCCGGCUGUGGUACAGAUCAUGACUGGCGAUACAUUCAUAUUUUUGCAUCCUAGAUGAGGUUACAUUCUGUUCCUUGUUCAGCAUACCCACAUCUUUGCACGGCGUCACAGUCACCCUUGUAUUUCCCUUCCUCUGAUCAUGACCUGGGUGCCCUUCUUUCACCCUCCCACUUGAAUAAUCUAGUUCUGAACAGGGUGACACGAAUCUUGUGUUUACUCGGAUAUUAGUUAGUUGUUCUAGUGUUGCAGAUUAAGAUUUGAGAGGUAGCGGUUCUCCAGUUGGGAGGCUGCAGGAUGCGAUCUUUUGUGGCCAUGCUGGUAAAAGAGCAGCAAAAGAAAUUAAGUUGACAUUAGUACCCUUUGAGGACAGGGACAAGAAAGGAUUUCUCCUUUUUUUUCUUUUUUGCUUGCAUUGCCAGACACUCUGUUAAUUGUGUGAAAGGGCAGACAGUGGGGGGGGGGAUCUGUCUGUGUUUCUAUGUGUCAUCACAUUCCUCAUGCAGAUGUGGUCGCGGCGCCUCUUCUCCCCAAGAGACAGAGGAAUGGGCCACGUAUUUUAUUAUGAUGACACACUAACGAAAACAAGCAAGCUUUCCCAAUCCCCCAAUCACCUAGCUGCCCACCCUGUUUUGAGAAGUGGCUACUCUUCCAUUUUGAGUAGGGGAGCAAGGUGGGAGGAGCCACAGAAGAGGAGGCAAAUGGUGCUAUGGACUGCAGAGAGCUGAGCUUCAAGGGGACUCCCUUUUUCCAGAGUGCAACUGAGAGCUGUAUCUUGGGAAGAUCUUGCUUACUCUUUCCUCCUCGGGAUCUGCUGCCAUCUUUUGCAUUCAUCAAGCACUGUCCCUUAUCCUUGCUGUCGGGCCCCACCAGAGGCAUGCACAGAAGUUUACACUUUCUUUUUCUAUAAGCUUUUGAAUAAUGUGAAGCUCUCGGUUAUGCAGUUGCUGGUGAGCACACACCGUGCAGCUAUAACCUCUUUUUGGUGUAUGUACGUAAUAAAAGAGUGAAGAGAAAUUUCCAAGAGGCAAAUGCUUAAAACACCCCAAGAAGCCAAAGCAUGAGGCACAUUGUUAGUCUUGAGAUGGGCUACAUGAUUGUGAUGUAUAAAUUUAAAAUCUUAUCUGUUUAAGUGCUGGGGAGGGAGGGGAAAGAAAUAUUACAAAAAAAAGAAAAAAGAAUUUCUAGCCUUUCUGUACAGUAUUUAAAACUGAUGGAGCUGUCAUAUUGGGGCAAUGCUUAGAGGUGUGUUACUUUUGCAGCUGUGAAUGCUUGGUUGCUUACAAUAUAUGUAUAAAGUAUUGUGUGAUUAAUCUUUUUUUACUUGCAAACUUUGUUUGGCUAACUAAGAUGUAGUAAUAAAGGAGAGAAAGUGGCUUGCCAUUACGUUCUGCCGCUGUGAAUAGG